Messenger RNA from Theobroma umbraticum, 2141 nucleotides. Its product is annotated as SNF2 domain protein. The record is from RefSeq and is a predicted model, not a curated record. Lineage: Eukaryota; Viridiplantae; Streptophyta; Magnoliopsida; Malvales; Malvaceae.
CUCUCAGCCUGCAAUUCCACCACACUCACUCUCCCAACUCUCACCACCUUCCCUUCAUAUUCUCUCCACGGUUCACUCAGUUUUGAAAUUUCAAAAUGAUACAAUCGAAUUCAAAUUCCAGCGCCAACAAUCCAAAACCACCGGACACUUACCAACCCAUGUUAACAGAAUCCGUCCAGCGGUUUUUAAGCGAGUACCGUAACGGCGCAACCGAUUUCUCCAAUUUCACCUCUAUUUUCUCUCGCUUGCUACAGACUUUACCAGAUCCGCCCCUCGAAUUCGUCUGGUUUUACUCCGCAGUAACUUUCCACUCCACUAAAUUCGACUCUCCGAAUUCAAUAUCCGCUUCCAAAGACCUUUUCCAGCUUCUGGUCUCCUGCUCCGCUUCUUGUAAGCCCGUUACAAGAAUCUCCGUACUUGCUCCCGUUAUUUACGAGCUGUUCCGUUUAGCUUUUGAUCGUAAAGAGUUAAAGAAAGAAGUGGAGAGUUUGCUAGAAGGGAUUGUUAGUUACAUUAGCAUAUGUUGCGGUAUGGAAGCUGAGGGAAACGACGACUUGAGUUCGCGUUUUGUGGAUUUGUUGCGCGUUUGGAUGGUGGAUAGAGGUAGGGAAGAGGAAGGUGAAAAGAGAGAUUACUUGAAGGUGUUUUUUCCAAUUGCUAGCGAAGAAGUUCGAAAAAUGAUUGGCGGAGGCUGUAGGGUUUGGUAUUUGGCUGGUGUUGUUAUGUGUCAGGCUUUUCUGCUGAGGUUGUGCUUGAAAUUUGGGGCUGAGAUUUCAAAAUUGGAGUUGGAGAAAGACGUGCAUGAUUGCGCGGUUCAAAUGAUAACUGGGUUUCGGAAUUUUUACUUUCUGGAUAUCCUUUUCAGGAUGCUGUUGGAACCAGUUUUACCCAUUACCUCUCUACUGGGCCAUGGAAAUGAAAUUCUUUUAAGAGAAAUUUUGUAUGAUGCUGUAAUAACGAUGGACCAUACAUUCCUCUGUCCCCAGGGGGGGAUUCUGCUACCUGGCAAACAAUUAAAAGAUCUUGCUUUGACAUGGUCCUUUGUUGCUGACAAUGCCAUAUGGUCAGUGAGGGAGAAUGGUAACCAGACCAAAGCUAUCUCUUACAUAAAUGCUUUCUCUGAAUCUUGCCUACCCUCUCAGUUGAUCAAUUGGGUUACUAGUCAGACAGGGAUGGGGGACAAAGCAAGGAGCCUAAAUGUUUCCACUCCCGUAGCUCUGAUCAAGUGGCUUCUCAUCAUUGAGGAUCAAGGUGUGAGAAUAUUUGAAUGUGACAUCUCCAAGGUUUAUGCCAAGGCAGUGCUUUGCAAGUCAAGGGCUGAAUAUGAGAUCCCGGUUGUUAAGACCAAUGGCAAAAUUUUGGGUCAAAAUUUUGUUUACAUGGUUCAUGAAGGGAGAGAAGCCAAGAAAGCUGAUGGUGAUCUGGAGAUGAUUGAUUCUAUGGAUACUGUUCCCUUGACCGCUCCUUGCUUGAUGAAAUCAACACCAACUGAUGGUGUAAGAAAACGCAAAGAAGGGAGCAAUGUUGAAGAGGAAAUACCUGUUAAGUUUGUAAAGUAUCACUUUCAUGAAAAUUUGGUCAGGGAGAAGCUUUUGUCUUUGGCUAAAGAUGAUGGUUUGAGUAGUGGGAGUGAGGUUGACAAUCCAGCUUCAGAUGAAGAUAUGAAAGAUGUGGAACAAUAAGUUCCGACUAAGGCAGCAACUUGAUCACAGUAAACAAAAUGAUUUUGGUGAAUGUGGUUUCUGAGACAGUUACUGCUGUUACAGUCAAUUUCGACGAAGAGCAGAUGAGAACAUUCUGCAACUGAAUUUACUCUAUUCCAUAUCUUAUAUUUUGAGGUUGGCUGCAUGCCGAUAAAGAUAGAAAUGCGGCUUGUGAUCUUUUUGUCCAUUUUUUGAAGGCCAAGUUUAUGAUUCAGCCUUACCCCAAACUUGAUGAUUCUCUUAGUUGUAUCAAUAUUUGAAGGCUUUGUGGCUGAAGAAGUCAGUAUUUUGACAUUGGAUGAUGGCUUCUCACUUCAGCAUCGGCUUCUAAAUCACCCCCUCGAAUUGUUCAUUAUGCCAUUGUAGAGGAAAUAUAUCCAAGUUAUUGUAGUAUAUGAUCUGCGCAAAGGAAUCAAGUAGUAAUAGAAGUGAAAUUAA